CUAACCCACGCUAUUAGUAAUGACUACCGGCCUUCCUGCAAUUACAACCACCACGGGUGGCUUGCCCAAGUUGGUUACCACGGGUGCGUGGACGACGCCGCUGGUGUCUGUGCCGCCUUCGCAGAACAACCCGUAUAUCUACCACACUAACCGAGUCAACGGAACCGUGUUUAUUGCGUUUGGCUCCAUUGUGGGGGUCAUCAUUUUGGCUUUUAUUGGCUUUCACGUGGUCAGGAGCUUGUUGGCGUCCAGCACGGCCAAGAAAAACAAGGUCAAGGAGAAGGCGUUCUACGACUCCUACAACGCGAAUACCAAGGGCCGCAGCGGCACCGAGUACCAACCGUUGGGCGGCAGUAUCAGUCCGAUGGGCGGAAAGUAUGGUAAUACCUACGUUGACGCGUCGGUCGGUGACUACUCGUCGCUCUACAACGGCUCCCAGGUGGACAACAGAUCGUUCAGCGUGAACUCCCCAGCCAUGAAGGCGGACGUCACCAAGAUGUUUGUGUCCCCGACUGCAGACAUCAUGAACCACAAGCGCGGUUUGAGACCAAACCCGCUCGGCUCUAACGUUUCACUCACGGGUGGCUAUCCCGGUCAGAGAUCCUCCUACAUCCCGAGCAUCUACAUGAACGAGGAAUUGUCCGAGUCGCAACCUAGCAUUGCACCAAUGUCGUCCGUCUCGCAAAACAUCAACAACACCUUCGGCACUGGCAGAACACCGACUACCCCGAGAAAGGCCGUCCCAUCGAUGUACUUGGAUGACCUUUUGGAGAAAUAAACAGGUCUGUUGGUAAAAAUAGAGCUAAGAAUGAAGAAAGAUCUAUUGGAAAAUACUCGGGGUAAUGUAAAAACUGAAUACGUAUAAAGGCCAUUUGAGAGCCAAAAAUAGUGGAGGGGCGUUUUGACUUAUAGCCAUCUUAGACAACAAAAAUAUUUGAUAUACUGAAAGGGAUAUGAGGUUGUACAAGCCGGAUGGGAGGCUCACAGUGAACUUCUCUAUAACCAUCCGAAUCAGUUUGGGUGUGUGAUGGGCGAUCCAAAACACUAACGGCCAACACAUCGGUUAAACAUAAAGUUGUGACCUUAAUACCCAGGAACUGGUUGGGUAGUAAACGAGGUACCUCGGGGUUUCAACCCUCCCGUAAACCUGUUCACGGACAUGAAUACACGAUGGAAUAAUGUGCAA
Babjeviella inositovora NRRL Y-12698 is the source of this 1186-nucleotide messenger RNA. RefSeq lists its product as uncharacterized. The record is from RefSeq and is a predicted model, not a curated record. Bases 20 to 778 code for a protein of 252 amino acids. Lineage: Eukaryota; Fungi; Ascomycota; Pichiomycetes; Serinales. Gene Ontology annotation, cellular component: fungal-type vacuole; cellular bud neck. The transcript has a single exon.